Macaca mulatta (Rhesus monkey) is the source of this 2325-nucleotide messenger RNA. The record is from RefSeq and is a predicted model, not a curated record. NCBI's taxonomy places the organism in Eukaryota, Metazoa, Chordata, Mammalia, Primates, Cercopithecidae.
AGGUGAGGCAGCCUGGCCUAGCAGGCCCCACGCCACCGCUUCUGCCUCCAGGCCACCCGCUGCUGCGGGGCCACCAUGCUCCUGCCCAGGCCUGGAGACUGACCCGACCCCGGAACCACCUCCAGGCUCCGCCCUCACCUGCCGGACCCCAGGGUAAGGACCAGGGCCCCCAGACUCACAGUUCCAGCCCUGAGGACAGGGGUUCCCUCAUACCCCCACCCAGCCUAAUGCCCACCUCCUAAUGGAGGGGUUCCCGGGGACCUGAAGAGGGUGCACUGUGACGUCCCCCCAAGCACCUAGGUGUUCUGGCCUGCUCUUCCUUCAGACUCAGCGGUUGAACCCCAGUCCUUCCUCCCCAGACCCAGGAAUUCCAGCCCUCAGGCCCCUCCUCCCUCAUACUAAGGAGUCCUGGCCCCCAAAUUCCUCCUUUCCCAGGACUUAUGAUUUCAGGUCCUCAGCUGUCUCCUCCCUCAAACCCGAUCCUCAGUCCCCUGCUCCACUAGGCUUAGGCAUGGGGGUCCCCAGCCCUGCAAAUCCAGGCGUCCCCCCGCUGCUGGUCAGACACUGACCCCAUCCUUGAACCCAGCCCAAUCUGCGUCCGUGAUCACGGCGUGCUCUGGCCAAUGCCCAGUCCCUACAGCCUGCCUGGAUGGACGCCUGGGACUGGGGGCGCCAGGACUGGGCUGGGCUGGGCUCCCCCAGGCCCUGCCUCCCCGUCCAUCUCCUCACAGGUCCCACCCUGGCCCAGGAGGUCAGCCAGGGAAUCAUUAACAAGAGGCGGUGACAUGGCGCAGAAGGAGGGUGGCCGGACUGUGCCAUGCUGCUCCGGACCCAAGGUGGCAGCUCUCACUGCAGGGACCCUGCUACUUCUGACAGCCAUCGGGGCGGCAUCCUGGGCCAUUGUGGCUGUUCUCCUCAGGAGUGACCAGGAGCCGCUCUACCCAGUGCAGGUCAGCUCUGCGGACGCUCGGCUCAUGGUCUUUGACAAGACGGAAGGGACGUGGCGGCUGCUAUGCUCCUCACGCUCCAACACCAGGGUAGCCGGACUCAGCUGCGAGGAGAUGGGCUUCCUCAGGGCACUGACCCACUCCGAGUUGGACGUGCGAACGGCGGGCGCCAACGGCACGUCAGGCUUCUUCUGUGUGGAUGAGGGGAGGCUGCCACACACCCAGAGGCUGCUGGAGGUCAUCUCCGUGUGUGACUGUCCCAGAGGCCGUUUCUUGGCCACCGUCUGCCAAGACUGUGGCCGCAGGAAGCUGCCCGUGGACCGCAUCGUGGGAGGCCGGGACACCAGCUUGGGCCGGUGGCCCUGGCAAGUCAGCCUUCGCUAUGAUGGAGCACACCUCUGCGGGGGGUCCCUGCUCUCCGGGGACUGGGUGCUGACAGCUGCCCACUGCUUCCCGGAGCGGAACCGGGUCCUGUCCCGAUGGCGAGUGUUUGCCGGUGCCGUGGCCCAGGCCUCUCCCCACGGCCUGCAGCUGGGGGUGCAGGCUGUGGUCUACCACGGGGGCUAUCUUCCCUUUCGGGACCCCAACAGCGAGGAGAACAGCAAUGAUAUUGCCCUGGUCCACCUCUCCAGUCCCCUGCCCCUCACAGAAUACAUCCAGCCUGUGUGCCUCCCAGCUGCUGGCCAGGCCCUGGUGGAUGGCAAGAUCUGUACCGUGACGGGCUGGGGCAACACGCAGUACUAUGGCCAACAGGCCGGGGUACUCCAGGAGGCUCGAGUCCCCAUAAUCAGCAAUGAUGUCUGCAAUGGCGCUGACUUCUAUGGAAACCAGAUCAAGCCCAAGAUGUUCUGUGCUGGCUACCCCGAGGGUGGCAUUGAUGCCUGCCAGGGUGACAGCGGUGGUCCCUUUGUGUGUGAGGACAGCAUCUCUCGGACGCCACGUUGGCGGCUGUGUGGCAUUGUGAGCUGGGGCACUGGCUGUGCCCUGGCCCAGAAGCCAGGCGUCUACACCAAAGUCAGUGACUUCCGGGAGUGGAUCUUCCAGGCCAUAAAGACUCACUCCGAAGCCAGCGGCAUGGUGACCCAGCUCUGACCGGUGGCUUCUCGCUGCGCAGCCUCCAGGGCCCGAGGUGAUCUUGGUGGUGGGAUCCACGCUGGGCCUAGGAUGGGACAUUUUUCUUCUUGGGCCCGGUCCACAGGUCCAAGGACACCCUCCCUCCAGGGUCCUUUCUUCCACAGUGGCGGGCCCACUCAGCCCCGAGACCACCCGACCUCACCCUCCUGACCCCCGUGUAAAUAUUGUUCUGCUGUCUGGGACUCCUCUCUAGGUGCCCCUGAUGACGGGAUGCUCUUUAAAUAAUAAAGAUGGUUUUGAUUAA